Annulohypoxylon truncatum is the source of this 1197-nucleotide messenger RNA. RefSeq lists its product as uncharacterized. Bases 121 to 567 code for a protein of 148 amino acids. The record is from RefSeq and is a predicted model, not a curated record. The transcript has a single exon. NCBI's taxonomy places the organism in Eukaryota, Fungi, Ascomycota, Sordariomycetes, Xylariales, Hypoxylaceae.
CUCACUAUCGUACCUCAACACCCUUUCCUCAAUCUUAAUCUUCUAUAUUCAAGCUACCCGAGUGCUAUCGCCCCCUUUUCCUGAAUCUGCGUAUCAAGUUUCCACUUUUUACCUCUAACCAUGGCCGAUAACGUUGAGAGCGUCACCCCUCGUGUUUUCAAGUCCCAGCGAUUAGCUGACUCGGCGUAUCAUUCGCCAUAUUCGCAUGCUGGUGCCCCUAUUCCUCACCCUAACGACGCUGAUCCAUAUGCUCCGCUUCGAGCCCGCGCUCUUGCCAGCUUGGAGGCAAUGGGUUAUGGCCCGAAGACGAUGGUCGAACGCGGAGUUGUCUGGGCUGAAGACCAGGAUCCCUUUGGCCAUGUAAUGAACUCCCAAUACGCGCAUUUUUUCAGUACUUGCUUCCACCGUGUGAUGGAGAGCUUUGACCAGUUCUUGAGCAAGGAAGAAUUCGAUGACAUGAUACAUGCACGUACUGUCAUACCCGUCCUCCGUAAAUACGAAGUUGACUUCCGCCGCCAGGUGAAAUAUCCUGACUCGGUCCGUACACCUUUGCUCUUAGAUUAUUAAUAUCUUUGCUGAUGCAUAAGAUCAUUAGCUCAUCGCUGCUCACCGUGAGGAUGGCAUAGAACCAACCCGUAAUAACGCCACGGUGUCGCUAUAUUCCCUCAAGCAGCAAGCCAUCGUUGCCGAGGCGAAGGGCUGCGUGACGUUUAUAGACGUUAAGACUAACCGUCCCGUUGAUAUUCGCACUCUAGGUGGCGGGUGGGCAGUCUUGUUCGAACAGUUUACGCAGGAAGCACAGCAGGCGAAGGAGCUCAAGGAGAAAUGGGAUAGCGAACGUGCCAAAGAGAAAGCCGCGAAAGCUCUACGGACGUCGGUAACUGAGUAAAGUAACCCUUGGCGUUGAGCAAAUGUUUUAUUCCCUGUGGAUUGGACACCCUUACCUAUGCUUUGCACGGAGGGGCACUGUUGCCUUCUUUUAUGACUUAUCUUGCUUCCACAAAAUAAGGCAGCCAGACAGCCGUCUUAGGUAUCUAGGUUGCACUUUGAAUAAAUGAAUUACAGAUCGAGUGGCCACAUUCUUUGGCACCUGGCGUCACUAGAUCUAGCCAGCACGGGACAGUGUUGGAUAUACUAGCCAUAUGUUCCUUCGCUGCGUUUGAUUUCGUACAGUUUCGUAUAGUAAAGGUGUUAAAA